Molecule: messenger RNA, 231 nt
Organism: Fusarium mangiferae
Lineage: Eukaryota; Fungi; Ascomycota; Sordariomycetes; Hypocreales; Nectriaceae
Exons: 2
Coding region: 1-231 (76 amino acids)
Source: RefSeq, a predicted model, not a curated record
AUGAGGCGGAAACUGUCCGUCUACGGGACGUUACGACAUGUUCAGAAGAAUAAAGCAACCCCAAUCAUUGGUCGUCAUAUCGAUGCUUGCUCCCGCUACAAGAGUCACCUGCGACCUUUCACGUGGCCGAGAGACUGCUCCGCAGGAGGUCCCGUCAUGGUGAUCAUUGUCCGUGCUGUACAUGCCUACGUAUUCCUUCGCUUCGUCGAGCACAGCGACCCCGAGCUUUAG